GGGUUGUUGCGCAGUUGCUCAGGCGGGGCGCGUCUUUCUCUGCCUGCGCCUGUCCAGGAGAUCCGGGGCUGCUUGAGGGUCGCGGCCAGGAUGGCUCUGCGCUCGGCGCCCCUCGGGCUCCUGGUGCUGCUGGCGGUCGCCCUACGGGAGAGCUGCGUUGGCGCCUCCUCCCACUCCCUGAAGUAUUUCCUCACCGCCAUCUCAGACCCCAGUCAGGGGCUGCCCCAGUUUGUCGCUGUGGGGUACAUGGACGGUCAGGCCUUUGUUCACUACGACAGCCACAGCCGGAGGAUGAAGCCUCGAGUCUCCUGGAUGGAGAAAGUGGAGAAAGAUGACCCCCAAUACAGGGACAGAAACACCCGGAAUUUUCGUGGCGCUGAGGAGCAGUUCAGAGGAAACCUGGAGACUCUGAGGAAUCGCUACAAUCAGAGCGAAGGCUUUCACACAAUACAGAUGUUGUCUGGCUGUGAACUCUGCACAGACGGGAAGACCAAGGAAGGGUUUGAGAUGCACGGAUACGAUGGGAGGACCUUCCUCACCUUCGACACGGAGACCCGCACCUGGGUGGCUCUCGACCUCCAGGCCCAGAUCACCAAGAGGAAAUGGGAUGCUGAUCAAGGAUUUAAUCAGAGAAAGAAAGCCUACCUGGAGGAAAUCUGCAUUGAGUGGCUGGGGAAGUACCUGUCCUACGAGAAAGAGAUGCUGCAGAGGACAGAGCCCCCAGAGGUGACGGUGAACAGCAGGACUGAGGCCGAUGAUGGGAUGGAGACGCACGUCUGCCGCCUGGAUGGCUUCUACCCCAGGGAGAUCGAUGCCUCCUGGAGGAGGGACGGGGAGGUCUGGCUGGAGGAGACCUUCCAUGGGUUUCUGGUCCCCAACGCGGAUGGGACCUACCACUACUGGCUCAGCAUCCGGAUCGACCCCAAAGAGAGGGGCCGCUAUCGGUGCCACGUGGAGCACGACGGCCUGCCGGAGCCUCUGGACCUGGCCCUGGAAGAACCAACCAAUUCAAAACUCUACAUGGAGUUCAUCGUCGGCUGCGUUAUGGGUGGUUUUGUCCUGGUCUUGGUGGUUUUUGUUGUCUUGGCCUCUAAGAAACCGAGGAUCAUGGAGUUCUUCAAGAAACAUCAAGACUACUACAAAGCAGCACCAACAAGUGACAAAGGAUCCAACAGUUCAGCCCAGGCUUUCUUAUUUCAGGAAGUGACACGGACUCCAACCGUUCAGACCAGGGGAGCAACCAGGCCGCUUAGCAGCCCCAUUGCAGUGGAGACUCCCAGCCUAAAGAGAGAGGAAGGAAGAGGGACCAGCCUUCUCCUGAAUUAGGCCAGGCUCUUCAGGCCUUUCCUGCAUGCUGGAACCAGGGUAGAUUUGGGGUCUUUCAUCACUGCUUUUAUCGCUGAAUCGGUAAACUUUUUCUGUCAUGAUUGAGGAUCAGAGGAGAAAAGGAUGUAUUAUGUGUUAAGAUUUCAAAUAGGGUUUCGUAGAUAAUAGUUUAUAAUAGGUAGGUUGCAUAACAUCCUUAAUGGGCUUUUCCUGAUUAAUCUUAGUGGAUAGAGAUUAGAGGAUAAAGAUUAGAGGUUUUAGAGACGGGUUUAGGGAAAAUGGGGUGAGGAAUAGGAUGAAGAGGUCAUUGGUUUUACUUUAAGAAAGAUUAAUAAGUUGUUAAUUUUCAUUAUAUUUGUUGAGGAUAAAGGUAGAGGUUUCUUUUUCUUGUAUAUCUGUUUAAUGUCAUCUUUGAUGAAACUGUUACUAAAAGAAGAAAUGUGCAUUCUGAGAUUUUUGUCAAUAAAAUAGUUAAUGCAUUCUUAAUUGAUUAUUGCACGGUUAUUUCACCAUGUAUUUGAUAACACAAAGUUUGACAAAUAAUGAAUAUACUGAGUAUAUUAUUUGACACUGAUUUUUAUAUAGAUUGCCAUUUAUGGAUGUUCAUGAUUUAGACAAAUGGAACAUGAGAUCAAUUGCAGAGUCAGGUUGCUACGUCCUUAACAAUGGUACAUAUAUUAUAAAGUUUGUCAAAAUUGUUUGCUGAAAAUAAAUGGUUUUGCUUUCUUCUUA
Molecule: messenger RNA, 2058 nt
Organism: Pseudonaja textilis
Lineage: Eukaryota; Metazoa; Chordata; Lepidosauria; Squamata; Elapidae
Source: RefSeq, a predicted model, not a curated record